AAUUUUUGUUGACUGCGAACAGUUGAUUUUUGUUGACUCUGUCAAACAUGUUUUUGAUAUGGCAGAGGAAUUAAGGAAUAAAUUGUACAAAUAUCGGUUUGAAAAACAAAGGCAGAAAGUAAUUCAGAUAUUUAAGUCAAAAUUCCGUGAAUUCUGGAUGCUGGAUAUGGGACAACCUAGUUUGAGUGAAGGAGAGCAAAUCGGCGUUAAUGUGAUUGAAAAAGAUGUUGAUUUGAACAAAUUUCAAAGCCAGAAUUCAAAUGCCGAAUUUACAAAGAAUGUGGAAUACGCAUUGGCGCAGAGCUCUGAUGAUGAAGAUGAACGGGUAUCAGUUUCUGAGGUAAAAUCUUCAUCAGAUCGCCUCAGAUAUGCCUUAAGUGUAGUGAUUUUAUUAUUUUGGAUAACCCUUUACGUUAUUGCUAUUAAAUUACAAUUUGGAACGGUUUAUGUAAUGAUCUCAGCGUUGGUUGGAAUUUAUUUAAACACGAGGACUACCCCGAAGAUAACGAAUGAAAUGAGCGCUUAUAGUGUAUUUAAUAAAAAUUGUAAAAGUAUAGAUGGAACGUUAAAAGCUGAGCAGUUUGAGCUAGAAAUUAGAUACGGCUCUCUUAGAAAAAAUUAACUUUACAGGGCUGCAUACGUAGCUCAGAUAUAAUUUUAUAAUUCAGACUACUAUUUUAAAUUUUUGCCCUACUAUUUGACAUAAUAAAAAAAAACUGAAAA
This is a messenger RNA of Bactrocera tryoni, 723 nucleotides long. RefSeq lists its product as uncharacterized. Lineage: Eukaryota; Metazoa; Arthropoda; Insecta; Diptera; Tephritidae. The record is from RefSeq and is a predicted model, not a curated record. The transcript has 2 exons. The coding region runs from base 59 to 622 and encodes 187 amino acids.